UCCCAAUAAAAUUUUGUAUAAUGCAUCCUGCUUGAAAACAUAUAUGUAACCCACGUUUAUUGAGGGCAACUUACCUAACGGAAAAGCAAAGUGUCACCAAGUUUAUUGAGGGCAUACCUGGACGUGUAUGCCUUACUUUGGACAUGUGGACUUCCUCUCAGAGCGUGGGUUAUGUGUUUGUUACUGGGCACUUCAUUGAUGCUGACUGGAAGUUGCACAGGCGGCUGCUCAAUGUGGUGAUGCAACCAUAUCCAGACUCUGAUUCUGCUCUUAGUCAUGCUGUUGCUGUUUGCCUUCAUGAUUGGAGUUUGGAAAACAAGUUAUUUUCAGUCACUUAUGAUCAGCCACUGAGUGAGACUGCUCUUGAAAAUCUAAGGCCUCUUCUUUCAAAUAAGAACCCACUUAUCCUCAAUGGUCAACUAUUGGUUGGGCAUUGCAUUGCCCGUACUUUGAGCAGCAUUGCAAAAGAAGUGUUAGCGGCAGGAAGUGAUGUGGUCAAAAAAGUACGGGAUAGUGUAAAGUAUGUGAAGACAUCAGAGUCCCAUGAAGAAAAGUUUCUGGAGCUUAAGAGUCAGCUCCAAGUCCCAAGUGAAAGGAGCCUAUCAAUUGAUGACCAGACUAAAUGGAACACAACGUAUCAAAUGCUGGUGGCCUGUUAUGAGUUAAAGGAAGUGUUUUCUUGCUUGGAUACAUCUGAUCCUGAUUACAAACAAGCCCCGUCAAUGGAAGACUGGAAGCAAGUUGAGACUAUCUGCACAUUUUUGAAACUUAUCUUCGAUGCAGCCAACAUCCUUACCACUACGACUAACCCAACUCCAGUUACUUUCUUCCAUGAAGUGUGGAGGAUUCAGACAGAUCUGACUAAGACGGUUGCAAGUGAGGAUCCCUUCAUUAGCAGCCUAACUAAGACAAUGCAAGAAAGGGUUGAAAAAUACUGGAAGAAUUGUAGCCUGGCUUUGGCAACAGCGGUAGUUAUGGAUCCCAGGUUCAAGAUGAAGCUUGUUGAGUUCAGUUUCAACAAAGUUUAUGGUGAAGAAGCUCCCACGCAUAUCAAGGUUGUCGAUGACGGAAUUCAUGAGCUCUUUCAUGAAUAUUUGACACUGCCUUUGCCUCUCACACCAACUUAUGCAGACGAAGGGAAUAACUACGUUAAGACAGAGGAUUCCCAAGGUGGAGCUAAUCUAACAGACAACGGACUCACGGACUUUGACAUGUACAUCAUGGAGACAACCAGCCAACAGAUGAAGUCGGAGCUGGAUCAGUAUUUGGACGAGUCUCUGCUGCCCCGAGUUCAUGACUUUGAUGUAUUAGGCUGGUGGAAACUGAACAAGAUGAAGUACCCGACGCUUUCAAAGAUGGCUCGUGACAUUUUGUCAAUUCCGGUAUCUACAGUUCCUUCCGACUGUGUCUUUGAUACAACGGUCAAGGAAAUGGAUCAGUACAGGACUUCCCUACGACCAGAGACGGUGGAAGCCCUCAUAUGUGCCAAGGACUGGAUGCAGUAUGGAUCAGCCGACGCGUCCACUGCACUUGUCAGAAUGGAAUAUUAGAUCGUAGGUCUCUUCCACCGUCACGAGCGAUGGACGGGAAGUUGGCCGCCGGGAAGAUGUAUGAUGGUAGGUGUUUGUAUCAUUUAACCUAGUUUACUUCUACCAGUUGGAGUUUUAUCUUUUGUACUAUUUUAAGAGGUGGAAUGCUUGGACAUGAGUUUUUAGCCUUAAUUUAUGGUAGUCUUAAAAUUAUGAUGAUUUACAUGAAGUUUGGGAUAUGGAUGGAGCAUUAUAUGCUUUGUUUUCGAGUUA
Molecule: messenger RNA, 1802 nt
Organism: Malus domestica (apple)
Lineage: Eukaryota; Viridiplantae; Streptophyta; Magnoliopsida; Rosales; Rosaceae
Product: zinc finger BED domain-containing protein DAYSLEEPER-like
Molecular function (GO): protein dimerization activity; DNA binding
Source: RefSeq, a predicted model, not a curated record